Messenger RNA from Megalops cyprinoides (Indo-Pacific tarpon), 2526 nucleotides. RefSeq names its product extracellular calcium-sensing receptor-like. Gene Ontology annotation, cellular component: membrane. Gene Ontology annotation, molecular function: G protein-coupled receptor activity. The record is from RefSeq and is a predicted model, not a curated record. Lineage: Eukaryota; Metazoa; Chordata; Actinopteri; Elopiformes; Megalopidae. The transcript has 6 exons. The coding region runs from base 28 to 2526 and encodes 832 amino acids. Gene Ontology annotation, biological process: G protein-coupled receptor signaling pathway.
AUCUCCACCAUCAGAAUAACCGGAGGGAUGGAUCUAUGUCAGAUACUGGGAAGCCCAGAAUAUCCUCUACUUUCCAAGGAUGGAGAUGUGACUAUUGGAGGAGCAUUUUCUAUACACAGCAAAAUCACAGAGCCACUGUUUUCCUUUCAGACAGAACCAGAACCACCAGCCUGUACCAGCUUAAACCUCAGAGAAUUCCGCUUUGCUCAGACUAUGAUUUUCGCCAUUGAGGAGAUUAACAAGAGCAGCAGUUUACUGCCCAAUGUGACCAUUGGCUACAAGAUCUACGACAGCUGCGGCUCUACCCUGUCCUCAAUGAGGACAGCAAUGGCACUGAUGAAUGGUCAGGAGCAGAUGGAGGAGAAGCCGUGCUCUGGGCAUGCAGCCGUGCACGCAAUUAUAGGAGAAUCCGAGUCCUCCACAACCAUAGCAAUGGCGAGGACUACAGGCCCUUUCCAUAUUCCAGUGAUCAGUCACUUUGCUACAUGUGCAUGUCUGAGUAACAGGAAAGAGUUCCCCUCAUUCUUCAGAACCAUUCCCAGUGACUAUUACCAGAGCAGAGCACUGGCUCAGCUGGUGAAGCACUUUGGCUGGACCUGGGUAGGAGCCGUGAGAAGUGACAAUGACUAUGGGAACAAUGGAAUGGCAACCUUUGUAGAGGCUGCACAACAUGAAGGGGUGUGUAUUGAAUACUCAGAGGCUAUUUUACGCACAAAUCCUAGGGAGAAGAUUGCCAGGGUUGUUGAGAUCAUUAAAAAGGCAACUUCAAAGGUUUUGGUGGCCUUCCUGGCCCAGGGUGAGAUGGAGGUGCUGCUGGAGGAGGCUUUGAGUCAAAACUUAUCAGGGCUACAGUGGGUGGGCAGUGAGUCCUGGAUCACAGCCAGACACCUAGCGUCACAGAGAGCAUCCUCAGUCAUUAGCAGUGCCAUCGGCUUCACCAUCAAAAAGUCCAAAAUACCAGGCCUCCGCGACUUCUUGGUCAAGGUCCAUCCAUUUCGAAGUCCUGGGAACGCUCUCAUUAGUGAGUUCUGGGAGACGGCAUUUGGAUGCCAGUUCAACCCUCAGACGGGAGAUGGCAAGGUCUGCUCAGGCUCAGAGAAACUAACUGAGCUCAGUAACCAGUACACAGAUGUCUCAGAGCUGAGGAUCUCCAACAAUGUGUACAAGGCAGUGUAUGCUGUGGCCCACUCUCUUCACAACCUGCUGACAUGUGGAACUGCUGCGAAUCAGACAUGUGCCAGGAAGGAGACCAUCGACCCAGGACAGGUUGUGUAUUAUCUAAAAGGCGUUAAUUUCACUACCAAUACUGGCGAGCAUGUGUUCUUCAACUAUGAUGGAGACCCAACAGCAAAAUAUGAACUCGUCAACUGGCAGCAGAAUGGUGGAAAGAUUGAGUUUGUGACUGUGGGUUAUUAUGAUGCAUCGUUACCCAGCGGACAGCAGUUUUCCAUGAAUCUUGUCAACAUCACUUGGGCCGGUGAUCCAUUUACUAAGCCCAGGUCGGUGUGCAGUGAGAGCUGUCUUCCAGGUACUCGGCAGGCUGUGAUUAAAGGGAAACCUGCCUGCUGCUUCUCCUGUGUCCCCUGUGCCGCUGGGGAAAUCAGCAACGCCACUGAUUCUGCUGAGUGCACUAAAUGUCCACUGGAAUACUGGUCAAAUGAAGAUCGAAGUCAUUGUGUCCUAAAGAAAGUGGAGUUCCUUUCAUUUGGAGAGACCAUGGGCAUUGUGUUGACAAUAUUUUCUUUGCUGGGUGCUUGCUUAACGACAGCAACAGCGCUCGUUUUCUUUCGCUUCAAAGACACUCCCAUUGUUAAAGCCAACAACUCUGAGCUCAGUUUCCUGCUGCUCUUUUCAUUGAAACUGUGUUUCCUUUGCUCCCUCACCUUCAUCGGUCGGCCCUCUGAGUGGUCCUGUAUGCUGCGCCACACAGCGUUUGGGAUCACCUUUGCUCUUUGCAUUUCCUGUGUCCUUGCAAAGACUAUAGUGGUUGUGAUGGCCUUUAAAGCUGCUGUUCCAGGAGGCAGUAUUCCCCAAUGCUCUGUGCCCUUGCAAAGGUUAAGCGUGUUCUGCUCCACACUCCCACAGGUGGUAAUAUGUACACUGUGGGUAACCCUUGCACCUCCAGUUCCAUACUCAAACAUUGCACACUCCACUGAGAGAAUCAUUCUGGAGUGUGAUGUAGGAUCAGCAGUGGGGUUCUGGGCCAUAUUGGGGUAUAUUGGACUCCUCUCUGUCCUGUGCUUUGUGCUGGCUUUUCUGGCUCGUAAGCUGCCUGAUAACUUCAAUGAAGCCAAAUUCAUCACAUUCAGCAUGCUCAUAUUCUGUGCAGUCUGGAUCACCUUCAUACCAGCUUAUGUCAGCUCACCUGGAAAGUUCACUGUAGCUGUGGAAAUAUUUGCCAUUUUAGCAUCCAGUUUUGGUUUGAUUUUCUGCAUUUUUGCCCCGAAAUGCUACAUUAUUUUAUUAAAGCCAGAGCAUAAUACAAGAAAACACAUUAUGGGUAAGAGGCAUGCAAAAUCUCAGUAA